Messenger RNA from Darwinula stevensoni, 6597 nucleotides. NCBI's taxonomy places the organism in Eukaryota, Metazoa, Arthropoda, Ostracoda, Podocopida, Darwinulidae. The record is from the annotation of a GenBank genome assembly.
CAUGGCAGUCCACUGAGGCUGAGGUCAGUGGUCUCGCUCAGUCGUACGUUCAACUGUCUUUGCCAUAUUUUAUUCGUCUUCCGAAAUAUUCCCAUUGUUAUUGUUGACGAUCGAUGGUCAUACUCAAAGAAUAAGUGGAGGCGUUUUCCUCAUAAAGUUUUCGACUGCCUCUGGGAAAGGAAAAACCCUGAGUCCAGGGUGCGGAAAUGGCACAAACCGGUGUCUUGCCUUUCGUGAGGGGAGUUGACCUCUCCUCCUAUGAUUUCGAUGACAAGGAGAAGUUUCCUUGCUCAGUGCAGGAAAUGAGUGGCUUGAGAUGGCUGAAGGCCAAUCGCAGUCAUCUCACAGAAAUACCAGAAUCAAUUGCUUUUCUGGACAAGCUCGAGCAACUGAGCAUCAAGAACAAUGAGCUGACACAGCUGCACGGAGAACUGACUCAAUUACCAAAUUUGAGAGUCCUGAAUGUACGAAAAAAUCGUCUGAGAACUUCUGGGAUCCCCUCACAAUUAUUUGACCUUGAAGAUCUGACCACCCUGGAUUUGAGUCAUAAUCUCUUGAAGGAAGUUCCAGAAGGACUUGACAAGGCACACAGUUUGCUUGUGUUGAACUUAAGUCAUAAUCAGAUUGAGAGCAUUCCGAACAACCUGCUGGUGGGUUUGAUUGACCUGUUGACAUUGGACUUGAGUAAUAAUAAACUGGAGUCACUACCACCUCAGCUGAGAAGGCUGAUAAAUCUUCAGACUCUCAUUCUCAAUGACAACCCCUUAUCCAACUUUCAGUUUAGGCAGCUUCCAUCGCUUGUGUCCUUGACAACCUUGCACAUGAGGAACACAAAGCGAACCCUAAGCAACCUUCCUGGAAGUCUGGAGGGCUUACUGAGCCUAGAAGAUGUGGAUUUUUCUUGUAAUGAGUUGACCAAGGUCCCUGACUGCCUUUAUUCCCUUGCAAACCUGAAGAGGCUGAACCUGAGCGACAACUGCAUCUCUGAUCUGUCACUUGCUAUCGAUCUGUGGUCCACCAUUCAGGUGCUGAACUUGAGUCGCAACAACAUCACCGUCCUCCCAAACUCCAUCUGCCGCUUGAGCAAGCUGAGACGUCUCUAUGUGAGCUUCAACAGACUGACUUUUGAGGGCCUGCCUGCUGGCAUGGGGAAGCUGGGCUCUCUUCAGGUCUUCUCAGCCUCUAACAAUCAACUGGAAAUGAUUCCUGAAGGCCUUUGCAGAUGUGGACAAUUGAAGGUUUUGGAUCUGAGGAACAACCAGCUCAUCACUCUACCUGACACAAUUCACUUGAUCCAGGAACUGGAGCUCCACAUUGAUGGGAAUCCAAACCUUUACAUCCCACCCAAGCCUUCCAAUGCUCUGGCCCCAAGCAUUCAAUUCUACAAUGUGGACUUCAACAAACAGGCACGCCUCUGUUCAGAGAAUAUUGGCAUGCCUCCACCCCCUCCAGUCCCGUCUGCAACUCCUUCCAAGGACCCCAUAGCAAGAAAGCUGAGGUUGAGGAGGCGGAAAGAUCACGAAGAGGCUGACCAGGACCAGGCCAAGAUUCUUAAGGGGAUGAAAGAGAUUGCAAAGGUGAAAAACAAACAAGGGGCCACUCAGGCUGAACUUGGACCCGAGUCCCUCAAGCCCAAACGCUGGGAAGAAACACUGGAGAAACCACCACUUGAUUAUUCAGAGUUCUUUGAAGUUGAUGUGGGUCAGAUCCCUGGGUUAACAGUCUGGGAGAUAGAGAACUUCCUCCCAAACAUGCUGGAGGAAGCCUUGCAUGGAAACUUCUUUGAGGCUGACUGCUACAUUGUCCUCCACACUUUCAUUGAUGACUCCAAUUCCCUUGACUGGAAGAUCUUUUUCUGGAUUGGAUCCAAAGCCCCUUUGGACAAGCGUGCAUGCUCUGCUAUCCAUGCUGUGAAUCUGAGAAAUUAUCUUGGAGCAGAAUGCCGGACGGCCAGGGAAGAACAAGGGGAAGAAUCUGAGGAGUUCCUGGAGCUCUUCAAUGGUCAAAUAGCUUACAUUGAGGGUGGACGCACCUCCAGUGGAUUCUAUACAGUUGAAAAACCUGUGUACCUGACACGUCUGUAUAGAGUGCACACAUUUGGUCAGCACAUCCACCUGGAGUCUGUUGCUGUGGAGCCAAGUUCUCUGGAACCCCAUUUCAUUUUUAUCUUGGACAAUGGGCCCAGGAUCUUCCUCUGGAUCGGCAAUCAGAGCAAGUCCACUAUCCGUUCCAAGUCCAGACUCCUCAUUGAAAAGAUCAACAAGAAUGAACGGAAAAACUUGGCUGAACUGUUCACUUUCAUGCAAGGGGAGGAGCCAAUAGAGUUUUGGUCUGUGCUUGGCUGUGAAGUACCUCCAACUACACUGGAGGUUCAGGUACAAGUGGAUUCAAGCUGGCAAAAAAAGACUCCUCGCCUGUACCAAGUGGGUUUGGGCAUGGGGUACCUAGAACUUCCUCAGGUUGAACUCCCCAAGGAUCAACUCACCAUGAACAUCCUGCUCUCCAAACAAGUCUACAUCCUUGAUUGCUACAAUGACAUCUUUGUUUGGAUUGGGAAGUCAUCAACGCGUUUGGUGAGGGCAGCUGCUUUCAAACUGUCUGAAGAACUGCUGGAGAUGAUGCCCAUGCGCUCCAAGCACUCUGCCAUCAUAAGGGUCACUGAAGGGACCGAGCCUCAGGUGUUCAAGUCCAAGUUUGAAGGUUGGGAUGAUGUGAUUGCAGUGGACUUCACACGUACAGUUGAGUCUGUGAGGAAGACUGGGGCUGAUCUCAUCCAGUGGGCUAAAAAGCAAGAGACCAAAGUGGACCUUACAGCUCUUUUCAUGACACGUCAGCCAUCGAUGCCACAUGAAGAAGCCAUGCAGCUCAUGGAGGAAUGGAAUGAAGACCUGGAUCACAUGGACACAUUUGUACUCGAGGGACGGAAAUUUGUCCGUCUCCCAGAAGAGGAAUAUGGGCAUUUUUAUUCUGGGGAUUCUUACGUAUUUCUGUGUCGUUACUGGAUCCCUCUGGAAGUUGAUGAGGGAGAAGGUCCAAAGGAAGAAGAAGAAGGGAAGAAAGAUGAAGUGGCAGGGGAAGAAUCAGGAGAUGAAUUCAAAUACACAGUCUACUUUUGGCAGGGACGGGAUGCCUCCAACAUGGGCUGGCUAACUUUUACUUUUGAUCUACAGAAAAAAUUUGAAUCUGUGUUUGGGGAGAAGCUAGAGGUGAUUCGGAUGCAACAACAGCAAGAGAAUUUCCGCUUCCUGAGCCACUUUCGGGGAAAGCUCAUGAUUCACCGAGGCCAUCGGAGGAGUCAUGAGAAGGCCCAGGUAGAACUGUAUCAAGUGAGGGCCAAUGGCAGCUUUCUCUGCACCAGGACCAUUCAGAUUGCCACUGAUGCUGCACAUCUCAACUCAGCUUUCUGUCUUGUGCUGAGGGUACCAUUCAAUGAAGAUGGGAACAAGGGGAUUGUGUAUGCAUGGAUCGGGGGGAAGGCUUCAGUCCAUGAUGCCAACAUUGCCCAGGAAGUGGCUCAAGGCUUCUGUACCGAUCGAGAUGACUACAGCAUGCAGGUGAUCAAUGAGGGUGAGGAGCCAGAGAACUUCUUCUGGGUGGGGAUCGGAGGGCGCAAGCCAUAUGGUUCUGAUGCCGACUUCAUGGCCCACACCCGCCUGUUUCGCUGCUCUAAUGAUAAGGGAUACUUUGCUGUGUCAGAGAAAUGCACUGACUUCUGCCAAGAUGACCUAGCUGAUGAUGACAUCAUGCUGCUGGACAAUGGUCAGCAGGUGUUCCUCUGGAUUGGCCCACUUUCAUCUGAAGUGGAACUCAAGCUUUCUUACAAAGCAGCUCAGAGGAGAGUUAUCUCAUCUCUUCCUGAUUCCAUGACCUUAGCUGUCCUCCAAAAUUUCCUUACAGGAGACAGGAUGGAGAAUGCUGCCUUUUAUGUCUCAAUGACCCAGCUCACCAAGAUCUUGGAUGAGGUGAUGCAGGGUACAGACCCAGAGGGCAGGUGGAAUGCAGUGCUCAAGUUUUGUGAGUUUGUGACACGAGAGAAUAACGGAGUUGCAACCUCGAUCAAACUGCUUGCUGAGAAGAUACAGUCCAUUGAUGAACGUGAAGCUGAAGCUGCACUUGAGGUCCUGGAGUCAUGUGCUCGUCGCUGUGGUCCCAAGUUCCAGUCUGAGAUCGGAAAGUUUCGCUUCCUCAAUGAGAUGGUGAAGCUAGUCUCUCCGAAGUACCUGGGCAGUCGUACAAGUCCCAAGGUGAAAGGCAAGGUCAUUGAGCUCCUGUAUCUCUGGUCCCGCAUCAUGCCAGAGGAGCCCAAGAUCAAAGAGGCAUAUGACAUGCUUAAGGCUCAGAACAUUAUCAAGAGUGAUCCUGAUGUACCCCUGUGUGAUGCUGGCUCCAAAGAACUUGAAAAAGAGGACAUCUUUACAGACCAGGAAUCAAUGGUGGAACUUAAGAAGCUGUUGCAGAGCAAGAAGGUCGAGGACGUCCAGAAGGCCAAUCGCCUCAUCAAGAAGAUGGUCAAAGAAAAUGAGGAGAGGGCAGCAAAAAAGAGUCGCAGGACAAUGGAACUGGAACGAGUGGCAGAGAAUGUGUCCCUUCUGAGUGACAUGCUUCGAUGCUUUGAACCACGUUCUGCCACACCCGAGGUCCAAGAUACUAUGCACCAACUGUAUAAGUCGUGUCGGGAACUGCGCAACUCCUUGGCCAGUCUUGGAACCGAGACUGAGGACUCAGAUCCAGAUGCCCUUGCGGCCAUCAUCAAGGCAAGUGAAGACAUUGAAGCCACAUUGAAUUCGUAUGAAGACACCGUGCUCAAAGGGCAUUGGUCAGGAGGGAACUCAUUCCUCCUUGAUCUGACCUCAACUGAUGAGACUGAGCCCCAACCAGAUUCUCCUCUGGACUCACAACUCCUAGAACUUGGUUUUCUUGAUUCUGAACCAAAGACUACCCAAGAGGUGUCUCGAGAUCCAUUGGAAGAGAUAUUUGGAAGCAUUAUUCCUCCUAGUGAACCAUCUGUGUCAGUCCAGUCUUCCACUACUGAGAUGAUGAAAAUCCAAAAAAAACUGCCAGAUCCAUCAGUACCUCAAUUCAAGCAUCCUCUAGUCUCUGCUCGUCCUGAGGGAUCUCAAGAGCUCAACAAUUCUGAACCUGUAGUUGAGGAAGUGAAGGCACCUUUUGCAGACAUUGAGAAGCUCAUUCGUUCUUCCAUUCCUGCAGCUGCAUCCCUCCCUCAAAUGAGAUAUGCUGGGCCUUCUCCAAAAGUGGCAUUGCGAGAUAUGAUUGUGCAACAGAAGCAGCAGGAGGAAGAGGCAGCCAAAGCCAGAGUGAACUCUGUGGAUGUGACAAAGCCCAAUCUUAAGGAAGCCCCAUCAGUCCCACCUCCUGUGAAAUCUCCUCCUCCUUCAGCACCUUCACCUUUGCCUGUAGUCUCAGCAACUGAAAAUGCAGUCAAUGCAUCCCCAAGGCAAUCUAGUAUUGAUUUGAUUGGCAUUUCCAUUCCACUAGAAGGCAUUGAACCAAGUUCAUCAGCACCACUGCUGUUAUGGGAGGAGCACGGUGUUAGUCUUCACCUGCAGCCGGCCGAGUGCAUGGAGCAUCCUGAUGUGGGCAUUGCUGUCGUCACCCUUACCAACCGCAACAAACUUCCCCUCUCUUCCUUUGUGUUCCAAGCCCUCCCCAAGGGCCGGAAGUCGAAGCUGAUGCCUCCAUCGGCAACGGAGAUUCCCGGCUUCAAACCCUUCUUGCCCCCUCCGGUCAUCUCACAAGUCCUUGUCCUCCCGAAUAAGGAGAAGUUUCACCUGAAGUAUGUGCUUUGUUUCACUCUGGGGGACGAACUGUACUCGGAGAAAGGUUCGAGGGAAGACGUGGACCUCUCGUGAUCACCCUCAUUGUGAUAACGGAAGACCCGAGAUAUAAAGCGACUUUGAUAUUUCCUUACAUCAGCCUCUCCCGAUCGUUGCGGAUCCUUUACUAUGAAUUCGGCUCUCCUUUGUGCCUUCUCGCGACUGCAAUCGAACCAUCGUUUGUCGUGCGUAUAGUCUAACGGAUUUUAAACUCAUUCGUAUAUCGGUUACUAGGAACGGGAAAUGCUAUAAUAAUUUUUUUCGUUUUCGUCGCCGUGAAUUCAGAUCUCCAAUUUGCAGUCGGUUAUUCUAUAUUUCUGCCUGAAAGUCCUCGAUGCCUUCAAGUUAAGUAAACAUGCAUAGACUCUAUUUUUUGAGCCAUUCGUGGAUGCUUCUUGCCUCUGUCCUCGAAGAUUGCUGACGUGCUCCCUGUGUAACAUUCCGCAGGCUGUGAUCUUACUCGUUUUCAUCUCGGCUUUUAUAGUUGGAAUCCUCGUCAGAUGAAUAUGAGAUCCCGUUUCACUUCCUUGUCGAUUCACGUGUGGGCAUUCCUUUUUUUCUUUCUCCCUAAUCAACCGUCUGUAUUUUUCCCCCACACACAUAUCACCUCGGCUUUCUCCACGUGAUCGUAUUUAUCCUGAUGUUUUCAUCCUGACUCUUGAGUGAUGAUAAGUUCCAGUUGAAUCUGUGAUCGAGUACCGUACUGUCCAUUGUUGUGGCAAAGGGAAGGUUGAUUAAAGUGGAAUAAAGAAACCCACUAAUG